This is a messenger RNA of Acanthoscelides obtectus, 592 nucleotides long. The record is from the annotation of a GenBank genome assembly. NCBI's taxonomy places the organism in Eukaryota, Metazoa, Arthropoda, Insecta, Coleoptera, Chrysomelidae.
CAGAAAUAAAUAUUCAAAGUAAAUAUUAUUAUAAGUGGUUGGCCUGUUGGGUGCGCUUUGUAUAUACAUUUAUAUGUAUAAAAUAAAUAAUAAAGAUAGUCGUUUUAGCGUUGUAGUCUAAAUCAUCACUUUGACCAGUACAGUGUAAGCCAACCAGCUGAGGAUAUCAUUGUAGAAAAUGUUUUUCAAAUACGCAUUUCUGCUAGUGGCGAUAGUCCUAUCUAUGCUGCAAGUCACACUGUCAGCUCCCCAAAGGGUGCAAAUAGACAGAGCCGCAGGACCGCUGCCUGAUGGAAGAGGGAGAUACCCUGACAACAGAGGAUAUUCGGUAGAAAGGGCUGCGGGUCCUCUGCCUGAUGGCAGAUAUAAUGGAGGAAGGAUACCAAAUGGUACCCCUGUCGACGUCGUGCCUGCAAGAGACGUCGGAAGGAGAGGGUUUUCCGUUGACCCAGUCUACGAAUAUGGGAAGAAGUAGGAUAGUGUUUUGUGAAACGAUUGUAAAACAAAAUGUGUCUUUCAUUGAAUGUGAAUAAAUUUUAUUUAUAUUAAAUUCACUGCUUAAGUGGACCCUAAAAAAGGAAUAUUUUGGAAA